AUAUAUACUUUUAAUUUUUUGGUAGAAUCUUUCACAGAUACACACUCUCCAAAUCUACACGUUGAUUGAUUCAAUCUAUAAAUAUAAAACCAUGAUGAUCGCUCUUCCAAAUAUAUAAAUAAAUAAUCCAAACCCUACUUUUACAUUGCAUCAGAAUCAGAAGCAAUAGCAUUGGUUAAACUCAACCAUGCCGCUUCUUUGGACCAACAAAAACAGAGUAACCCGAGUUUUCCAAAUCAUUUCCGAUCUUCACUCAUCCAAACUCGAUGCUUCUCUCGUUGUUCAGACCCGUUUCCCCACCUCCCUCAUCAAUCUCUUCGUCAAAAACCGUACCCGCUUCACAAGACCCAACUCCAACAAACCGUUUCAACGCCAAACCUCUGAUCCACUAUCGCCAAAAACACCGAGUUCCAUCGGCUGCACGGUUGUUAGCGCUGAGUCAGAUUGCUCUGACUCACCGAGUUUGACUCAGUUGAUCACUGACGAAAACCUACCUGCAAAAAGCGGGGCUGUGAAUUCGGGUCGUGGGGUUGAUCGGAUUGGAGGAAACAAUAAUGGGUCGGGUUCAAAAUCGGUUCUUGUUACUUUUUUCAUGAUGGUUGUAAUUGUUGUUUCAAUUGCGAGUUUUGAGAAACUCACCAUUGGAAUCACGGUUUCAGCAUUUGUUCUUCUGUUUCUUGAAUAUGCAGUGAAGCGUGUCACUUUGUCUUCUAAAUCGAACGUGGAAAUUAAGCUUGUUGCAGCUGAAUCAUUCAUUACUGAUUCCUCGUCCUUCGAAGAAAUUAAGGUUAAAGACAACACUUGUUGUGAUGAUCUUACAUUGGAUUGUAUCAAGGGAGACAAAAAUAGUAAAGGUAAACGAAGUGCUGUUAAGUUGAAAUCAAAGUUGAAGAAGCUUUUUUCUAAAAAGGGAAAGGAAAAACGAGAUAAAAGAAUGCCAAGUUGAGAAGUACAAGAAGUGAAUGUGGUUCGAGUAAUAAUGUUGAAAAAGAUUUUGAAUUAAAUGAGGAAGUGGUAGAUUUUGUGAGUAAAUCACCAUUGCUGCUCAAUGAUGUUAAGCUAGAAAAUUUGACAGUUAUUACAAUAUAGGUAGUUAAUAGGUUACUAAGUUGGUUAGUUAGUUAGUUAGAAAGUUUGUUAGAGAGUUAGUUAUUCCAAAUAGUUCUAUAAAUAAGCAACUUCAUUGUGCUAUUUACUCAAUCUUUUAUUAAUCAAUAUGAUUACAUAUGAGUUUUUACCUAUGAGUAUUCCUAUGCUCUCUACCUCUGUUAUGAAUAUGAUCUUUAUCCCUCUCAUCCCAUGAUUCUCAACAACAGUGAACAGUUGAAGACAAGACGUGGUGUUUCAAUACGAGGAAGAUCGAAGGUGUCUUUGAUAAAAUGUUAUUAACGAAUUGAUGGAACAUUGGAUGAUGGUCUUUGGUGAAUCAAGUUUUACAUACUCAAUUUCAUUAUUGAUUCUUUGUUUACUUGCUUCUACAUUUUAGUAUCAUGUAAUUCAAUUGCUGAAUUUAUAUGGAAGGAUACUAUGAAAUUUCUUCAUGGUGAUUAGUGAUUACUAUCCCAAUCAUUUAUUGGGACAUAGGAAUCCGACUUAUGUAAAAAGUUGUUUUUUUAAAGAAACAAAUUUAUAGCAUUUCAUUAAU
Molecule: messenger RNA, 1645 nt
Organism: Trifolium pratense (red clover)
Lineage: Eukaryota; Viridiplantae; Streptophyta; Magnoliopsida; Fabales; Fabaceae
Exons: 1
Coding region: 188-946 (252 amino acids)
Source: RefSeq, a predicted model, not a curated record